AUGCCAAGCGGGUGCCAAGUGCCAAGGCGCCAAGACACUAAGAUACUGAACAAGAACAAGUGCCCCUCGCUCGCUCUCGACAAGGACCUUCGAUCUGAACGCUCGACCACCGUCCGCUUCGAUAGGAACCAACCUCUCCCUCCAGUUGCUAUGAAGUGGUCCAUGUCCAAACACCGAUAUUUCCGCAAGAGGGCUGGCCAUGAGAGGAUACCUGCUCUGCCGGCCAGCAAUGACAACGAUAACCUCAAGUUCGACGAAGGAUCAGGUCAGAUGUUCACUGAAACCUUCGUCCGCGCGCAGAGCAGCGCAGAUAGAAACUGGAGCCGCCUUCUACGUCCCAGAAGCAUCAUCACAUCCGACGCGCAAAAUAACAAACGACGUAUCCGUGGCAGUCGGGCUUUACGAGACCUUGCGAUAGACAGCAUUGUCGAAAACCUAGGCGAUUUGACUUUCGAAUGGAUCCAAGAGCUACCAAAGCACUUGAAGUUACGCAUAUGGGCGCUGGCGAGGGAGAGAUAUACAGUUCCUUUGACAGUCUGGAGUAUGUUUUCAAGAGACCUUUCCAGAGAAGAUCGCAUUCCCCUAAGUCUUCUGAGAUAUCGUCAACAGAUUGAACUGCCUCCGUUGUCACUUGGGUCUUACUCGACCGCUAUCACAUCUCCUGGUUUUGACUUCCUCGCCACGCUGAGCAUCACCACGGCCUUCCCUGUUUCCGACCUUGUCACCCUUUCAAGCAUCACCAACUUGGCCGUUCUGGAGAUUAUUCAUACUACCGGUCAGGUCAUGGAAUCUCCAGUCUCUGAUCGGCUCCUACGAACCUGGCAGGAAGCAGCAAUCAACAAAGGUGCUUUCCCAGUCCUGCGGAUACUCAAGCUUUGGAAUCACAAUGAAUUGACAAGUAAUUCCAUCCUUUAUCUGAACAGCUUUCCUAUUCUCGCGCUGUGCGAUAUCAGAGGUUGUAACUUGGGCGCUGAUGCUAGAGCCAAAGCACAAUCACUAGGCUGGAAGACAUCUCUGGAUCCCAGCACUCUCGCUCUUUAUGAAGCUGCAUGUGUAGAGAGGGCCGUGCGCUUGCGUAUCAUCGCUGAUGGCCACAAUAUCGAACCCAUCCGAAGAGCUCCUUCACAGCAGCUAGACGAUAGCAAAACCAUCAGCCGCUUACCCCGCAAUGAAGUUGCAGCUUUCCUGACUAACCCAAGCCGAUCGCUUCGACAACCAAAGCCCAGCCGCGCUGCGCAACGGUGGUCAGAGAUCCAGAUGGCUAUCGAUUCUCUUGUUGAGCAUGUCGAAUCUCCUCCGGUGUCUGGGCCCUGGGAAUUUGGAGACUUCAAUCGGGACCAGAUGGCUAGGCGUAGACCGACAUAUGUCAAGCAAAAAUGGGACUUUGAUCUUUGUACCAUCUUCUCUCGAAUCGGUGAGUUGCGCAGCGACCGGGAUCUGUCGAGAGCUGGUCUGGACAUUGGCGAUCAAGCUGUAGCGGAUGACGAGCUUGUGAACUCCAUCCCGAUGGCGUCUCUGCGUCUCGGCCAUUCCCCAUCCUACCUCCUCUCCUCACGCAUGAACAACCAGAUCAAAUCCCUCUACGGAACGCCCAAAGUGGCGAGAAAGAAGCCCCAACCCGCCCCUGACAUCCAGGACAUCACCUUCAUCCGGAUCAAGGCUCCUCGGGCAGAAGACCAGCGCUCACCCACCGUAGAAGAUGAAGUCGUGGAAGAGCUCGACGAUAACGCCUUGAAGCGGAGCACUUCCGCAAUGUCUACCGUGAAGCAGCGCUCUACCAAGUUCCUUCAGAACAAGAAGAUGAAGCUAGGUGAUAUUCUGGGGUCUUUCAUCUGA
Molecule: messenger RNA, 1836 nt
Organism: Drepanopeziza brunnea f. sp. 'multigermtubi' MB_m1
Lineage: Eukaryota; Fungi; Ascomycota; Leotiomycetes; Helotiales; Drepanopezizaceae
Source: RefSeq, a predicted model, not a curated record